GAUUGUCAUCCCUAAGAUUUUGAACGGCUGACCACAAAUGCCCUCCUCAACUGCACAGCUUCAUAGCGAGCGAGGGAGAAAGAAAGCAUAUUGUGGAUAAUAGAACUCAUCGUUUUUGUUUUGUUUUGAGGAAGAGUCCAUAAGUGGUUCAAGAUUGCACCCAAGUCAAGGGAUAAAAGCAGCGAAAAAUAACCAUCCCCGCUUGAGGGAACAAGUACUCCGAAGUUUGGACAGGUCGAGGUGCACGUCCCACCGUGGAAGCGGCGGGGUCCCUCACAAACGUCAACACCACAUCUGUUCGGAGCGGGACGAAUGCUAGCCGUAACGGAUCACUCAGAAGAAGACCACGCGAAUGCGUAUGCGUGUGUGUGUGUGUGUGUGUCGGUGUGUCUGUGGAUGAGCGUUGUUUGAGCGUGAUGGGAAAAUAAAACCAACUGUUGAGGGAAGAAAAAAGAUCAGAAAGAAAAAAAGAAAACAAAAUGCAAUUUGUCGUUCGCUAGAUGUGACAGGAAUUACCGAUGACCAAAAGCAGGGGAGUGCGCUUCGCGAAUAAUAUCACGGAAUAAAGAAGUGACAGAAAAUGCCGUUUUUCGAGGUGCCAAUCGGACAAGAAGAGUAACAGUGAAAAGUGAAAGACCGCGACGCGCUUUCACUAGCCUGUAGUGUGUGAGUUUACUUCUUUUUUCCUUGAGGUUCAGUGUAUUACUUCACUACUGUUCACCCGCGGGUUUGUGUAUGCGGUGGUUUUGUGAUCAUAAUACCUUGGGGCUGUUAAAUGUCAAAACAGACCAAGAAGAAGAAGAGUGAAGGGCGGAACUACGCCGAAAUAUUCAAAUCUACCCAGUGACGACGACUCGAUCGCGGCUCAUUGCAACACCUAUCUCCGCCGCCGUGGCACAAGUGAAGUGACGUAACGAUUAAAAGUGAAAUAAUACCGAAUAAGCCAGGAAGAAGAAUCCCAAAAUCGGUGCGGUGCAUAGAGACCCCGCGCAGUGAAGAGGUUUGUUGGCAAUUGUGGCGAUCGAAAACGUGUAACAUUUUGUGAAUGUAAGUGAGACAGGAGGUAUCGGCUCAAAUGGGGUUCUCUUCGGCGCUGCAGGGAAGGGCGGCGCACGAAGCGCUGCUCAACCGCCAGGAAGCGGAGCUGAAGCUGCUGGAAACGAUGAAACGUUGCCUGAUUCAGAAGAGCAAAUGCGACAAGGAGUACGCGGCUUCGCUGACCUCCGUGACCCAACAGGGGCUCAAAAUCGAUCGCACCGAUGAUUUACACGGAAGCCACGUGACGCGGGCCUGGCGGGCGUUCAUGGAGGAGCUGGAGCACACCGCCAAGCAGAUCAAAACCAACGCCGAACAGCUGGAGGCCGUCUGCCUGGACAAGCUCGCCCACUUAUAUCAGGACAAACGUCGCGUGCGGAAGCAGUAUCAGGAGGAGCACACCAAGAUUGCGACGAAAUUCAGCCAUAUAACAGAGGAUGUCGCAAGAAAAAAAAGUGAAUAUCAGAAGCAUUUGGAAUACUACAAACUGUUGAGGGGGCGAUUCGAGGAAAUUAUCAAAUCGGGCAGAUCGGGUCGUAAGUUGGACGACGUCAUCGAUAAAUACCAGAAAGCCUGCCGGAAGCUGCACCUGGCCCACAACGAGUACGUCCUGCUGCUAAGUGAGGCGGCCGAAAUCGAGAAGGAUAUCCGGACGAUACUGCUGCCAGGCCUGCUGGAACACCAGCAAUCACAGCAGGAGGGAUUCAUUCUAACUUGGCGUAAUCUGCUGCAGGAAAUUUCCAAACUCGGCGACACCACGUCGGACAAGUUCGGCGAAAUCCAGCAGCGGAUAGAAUCCAACGUCACCAGUAUCAGUCCGGCCGAGGAAUACCGAGAGUUCACGGAGAAGCACAAGACGACACCCACCGCACCGGUGCUGUUCCAGUUCGACGAGGCACUGGUCGAGGACAGUCUGGGGAAGUUGCAGGCCAACACCCUGACUGUGGACAACCUGACGGUGGAUUGGCUCAAGGCGCGACAGACCGAACUCGAGGGCUCGAUCAAAGAGCUGCAGGAAGUGCAGGGCAAGCUGUGCCAGGAAAACGGAGGCGUGAACGGGUCGACGGUUACGAACGGAAACGGCGGCAGCGGGGGAACCAAACCGUCCACUCCAAUCCUGAAUGGGUCCAAUGGAGCUACUGUUAAGGAUAGUAAUAAUAAGAAUUCCAAGGAACUGAUUGCGUUACGCUGCCAGGAGCGCCAAAUGCAGAAGCAAGUAGAGAUGAUUCGAGCUGCGCUGAACGAUGUCGGUUGCGAGGAGCUGCCCUCCGGCUGUGACGACAUUUCUUCGAUGGAGCAUCUGAUUGAGAACAAGAAAUCAGUCAGCCAGGAUCUAUCGGAGGAUUCCCACAACACAUCCACCACCCCAUUUUUUUCCUCCAAGAGCACAGCUGGCGGCGUGAUGUCGCUAAUCAGGGACCAAUUCCGGCUGAAAUCAAGCUCCAUCGUGGGCGGCUCACUUCUCCCGAUCAAAGACACGCCAACGACGCCCGCAUCGACUCCCCGAGCCGGUCAUCGGCUGACGACGACCCUGCAGAAGAACGGUACCACCUGCACCGCUCAGAACGGUCCCAGCCAGGGUUCAUCAACGGUAAAUGAGUUUUGUGAGCCACUGAGUGAGGAAAAUGUGUUGCGCGUUGAGAGUGCUGUGUCCAAACUAGUUACGACUGGGAAUGGUGGUGUUGUUGUUGAAGAUGAUGUUGUUGAUACUACUAACCAAGAGCAGCAAAACCGUGUGUCUACUAAUACCUAUGUCGAUAUGGAGGCUAACCUGCUGCAGACUGCUGAGUUCGAAUGUGCUUCUACUAAUGGCGGGGGGUUUGGGUUUGACGAUAGCUUUACUAAUCACAAACCGAUGGAUAGUGAGGACACCAGCGGAAGCUACCGACGGCUGAAGGGAAGCGAGACGAGUGAACUGAUGCUACUGAACUCGUUCAACUCCCCAGAGGACCAGUCCACAUCGGAUGAGCUGUACGUGAACGAUAUAAACGAUUCGAAGAACAAUUUGCUGCAGGACGAUACGUACGAAGAGCCCCGGGUGACGCUGAAAUCGUCCAUCGAUGCUCAUUUAGACAGUAUCGACGAGUUGAACUCGAAGCUCGAUCACAAGCUGUUCAUGAAGACGGCGGUGGUGGAACAGAACGACUAUACGAAUGUGCUCUCGAGUCCGGACGAAUCGCAAUCGUUCAUCACGCCCCCCAAAGUUCAGAAGGGUUCCGAGAAAGCCAGCUUCCGGGACAAGCUGAGGAGAAAAAUUAAAAUCAAAAGCUCCAGCUCGGAAACGGAUAGGGACGUCAAACUGGAUGAACUGGAGGAACCGACUAAUAGCUUUGCCGAAAGAUUUCGCAACAAAGUAUCCCACCUCAAGAAAAACGAUAACGAUCAGUUCAAACUGAUGAAAAACGAGUCCAGCUUCUCGGAGGCGUCGAAGGAAACGGAGGAGCGGAAGAAAAAGAAGAAAAAAAAGCGAAGCAAAAAUCGUAGCCAGACUUUUUCCGAGGACGAACUGCUGGCUGAUGACGGAGAUGAGAACAAACUGAACGAUACCACCACGUGUGGUAGUACCGUUCAAGAAGAGGAUGGGCCUAAAGGGAGCUCAUUUUCGAACACGGUCAUGUCCACUUUCCGCGAGAUAAUGCACUCCACCAAUAAAGUGAAAGAUUCGUCCCUAAACAUGGCACUCCGCCAGCCACUGGCGGGUCAGGAAGAGAAGGCGGAUUUAAUUAGCGACAAAGAUACCAAUCAGCUAACGACAAUAAAAUUCAUUUUCUUCGAUAACCGCCAGGGAUCUGAACCGGAUGUGGGCUCGCCAGCCAAGCAGCAAUCCGACCUGCAGCAGCAUCACAACUCCAACACCUAUUCGGCAAUUAGUGAGCCAAACGAAUCCCAUUAUUGCCUCCCCACGAAUGAUGCUGCGACAGACUGCGAAAGCUUCGCUCAGACGGAGCUCGGCACAGAUUGCAGCAAUAAAGGCGCCUCCGAACAGAAUGCGACCUCAAAGCUUUCCUCACUGCUUAAAUAUAACCUUAAAACUCGCUUCACUAAGCUCCAUCAGAAAAUUCCUAAGCUGCUGGUAUCUUCCGGCACCACCACGAUGGUGUCAAAGGUGGAAGAUGUUCGUCUGUGCCGGGCCUGCACCCGUGGCUUCCAGCGGCUCCAUCCCAGCAAAACUGUCCUAGAUUUCACGAAAGAGUUUCCCAACGGAGGCCGUUUCUGUCGCAAUCACGGCGGUGAUUAUGAUCCGGAGGAUGAGUGGCGGAGUGAACCAGACGGUGAGAUGCUAAAUCUUGAUUACGAGGAUAUUGACGUUAUUACCAUUAAGAUCCAUAAGCAAACUGCAAGCACUGGUGAGGAUGACGAUGGUGAUGAUGACAAUGGCGAUGGUAUGACGCUCUCCACCAAUCGACCCCUGUACGAGGAGGAGUGGUUCCACGGGGUACUGCCCCGUGAGGAAGUGGUACGGCUGCUGCGCAACGAGGGCGACUUCCUGGUUCGCGAGACGACCAGAAACGACGAAAGCCAAACCGUGCUCAGUGUCUGCUGGAACGGACACAAGCACUUCAUCGUGCAGACGACCGCCGAGGGUCACUAUCGCUUCGAAGGUCCAGCAUUUCCCAGCAUUCAGGAGCUGAUCAUACACCAGUACCAGUCGGAGCUGCCCGUCACCGGUCGUUCCGGGGCUGUUCUACGCAAACCAGUAUUAAGGGAACGGUGGGAACUAAGCAACGACGAUGUGAUACUGCUGGAUAAGAUCGGCAGGGGAAACUUCGGUGACGUGUACAAGGCCAAGCUCAAAUCCUCCAAGAACACACUGGUGGCCGUCAAAACCUGCCGGAUGACACUGCCCGAGGAGCAGAAGCGAAAGUUUCUCCAGGAGGGCCGGAUCCUCAAACAGUACGACCAUCCGAACAUCGUGAAACUUAUCGGCAUUUGCGUCCAGAAGCAGCCGAUAAUGAUCGUGAUGGAACUCGUGUCCGGUGGGUCGCUGUUGAUGUUCCUGCGCAAGAACUCGGCGACGCUCGGUCAGAAGCAGCUGAUGGCGAUGUGUCGGGAUGCGGCGGCAGGAAUGCGCUAUUUGGAAUCCAAAAACUGCAUCCACCGGGAUUUGGCCGCCAGGAAUUGUCUCAUCGGCAAUGAAAACAUUGUGAAGAUCUCCGAUUUCGGAAUGUCCCGAGAGGAAGAGGAGUAUAUUGUGUCCGGUGGCAUGAAGCAGAUUCCCAUCAAGUGGACCGCACCGGAGGCACUCAACUUCGGCAAGUAUACAUCGCUGUGCGACGUGUGGUCAUACGGCAUCCUGGUGUGGGAAAUCUUCAGCCGAGGAGAUACCCCCUACUCGGGACUCAGCAACUCGCGGGCCCGCGAGCGUAUCGACGAGGGCUACCGCAUGCCGGCGCCGGAAAACACCCCACCGGAGAUGUACCGGCUGAUGCUGAAAUGUUGGUCCUACGAGUCGGAGAAUCGACCCCACUUCGAUGAGAUCUACACCGUGGUGGAUGCGCUGAUGCUGUGUGCGAAGGACUAGCGAAAAACCCAGCGGCCGUGCUCGGGUCGUUUGAAGAAGCAACAGUGUCUUUCCUGUAAGCAGGUGGCGCCCCUCGGUGGCAGGAAACGUCGACGCCACAAAACACCGCCGACUGGAGGCGGAGGAGGCACGGCGUACCUCUGCUCUUCGGUGGUGAUGUUUGCCGCUAAAGCUUGAUUCACGCUUUACGCCUGGAUUUGUGUUUUUAUUUUCCUCUUCAAAUUCUAAAUCAUUUCUUAUCGAUUGUCGAUUCGCAUAGUUUAAUGCUCGUUGAUUUAAUUUAUUUGAUAAGUUUUGUGUACGACGGUUAUUCAAUUGAACGUUAGAGAUUUUAGUUGCGAUAACUUUACAACGAAUAUUUGAUGAGCAAGUGUGUAACAGCGGAGCGCGCUUGGUUGAAACGAGAUUCGAGAUUGAUAGCUUGUUAUUAGAAAGAGAUUAGAUUUAUUUGUGAGCAGACGACGAUAGAAGACGAAGGCAGUGUUUUUGUGAUGUCAGAAGAUUUUAUCACUAAGUUAACGCGUUAGUUAAGGUAGAUUAUUAAAUUUUUCGACCGAACGACAGCUCAAAAAAAUUAUCACGCGCUUAAGCUAGGCCAGCGUUAGGAUUCCAGCGCUAAGAAAAGAAAUCCGUACAGAAUAGUUAUCAAGAAGACGCACACAUACAUCCACUUUUUAUACGCAGCUUAUAUUGUCCACUACUGUAAUGUCGUAAGGUUUCCUCGAUAGCGGCCCAUAUGGAAUUGUCGCAAACAUCGAUAGUAUAUUUAAUCCUCAAGCCAGAACACAUUGAACGGCUCUAUCGAACUCCCCUGUCUCGCGCACAUAGUUUAUUGUGGAAACAGGGGAAACACCAAACAAUAUGCCACAGCAAACGUGGAGAGCACAUGGAAUUUGCUCUUACUGAAAAUCAAAAUAAUUGUAAUGUUAUUUACAUGCAUUAUUAUUAAAAGUAACAGUGAAUAUUUUAUAUAA
Molecule: messenger RNA, 6531 nt
Organism: Toxorhynchites rutilus septentrionalis
Lineage: Eukaryota; Metazoa; Arthropoda; Insecta; Diptera; Culicidae
Gene: FER
Product: tyrosine-protein kinase Fer
Exons: 13
Coding region: 1076-5557 (1493 amino acids)
Biological process (GO): peptidyl-tyrosine phosphorylation
Molecular function (GO): non-membrane spanning protein tyrosine kinase activity; ATP binding
Source: RefSeq, a predicted model, not a curated record